Neohortaea acidophila is the source of this 1034-nucleotide messenger RNA. Its product is annotated as SOH1-domain-containing protein. Gene Ontology annotation, biological process: regulation of transcription by RNA polymerase II. Gene Ontology annotation, cellular component: mediator complex; core mediator complex. The coding region runs from base 298 to 663 and encodes 121 amino acids. The record is from RefSeq and is a predicted model, not a curated record. Gene Ontology annotation, molecular function: transcription coregulator activity. NCBI's taxonomy places the organism in Eukaryota, Fungi, Ascomycota, Dothideomycetes, Mycosphaerellales, Teratosphaeriaceae. The transcript is spliced from 3 exons.
GCACGAGAAGCACGCUGAUUGACAUUGUGUCCCGUUGACACAUGCAAAGCCCCCGACGAGGCACGCGAAGGCAAAGUCGAGACCGAUCGGGUGUCUGCUUGGCAGCUGCGCAGUCUCGCCAUCCUUUCCGCAACGCCCCCCGACUGGCCGCAUGGAGAGGGUGGAGCAAGGGUCCUUUAACUAAAGUGAUCGGAGUGGACCGCGUGUUUUAGCUUACACGCCCAGAUCGGCUGCGGCUGCACGGCCGGGCCACAUCACACCACCACCACAUCCACGUGCAACAUCUCGACACACACCAUGGCCGCCAUGGCCACCGACGAGCCAGCGGCCACGGCGAAAGCCCGCGAUGCAGACUUUUAUGCUGGCUACACUCGCUUUGAGAUUGAGCUCGAGUUCGUGCAAUGUCUCAGCAACCCGCUCUACCUCCAGUACCUCGCCAGCCAAAAGAUGCUGGAGAGUGAAGAGUUCAUUGCAUACCUCGCAUAUCUCCAGUACUUUCAAGAGCCGCAGUACCUGAAGUAUCUGCAAUACCCCGGCCCGACUCUUCGCGCUCUCCAACUGCUGCAAGAAGAGCGCUUCCGCAAGGAUAUCCUUGUCCCCGCCGUGGUGGAGGAAAUGAUUCGACAAGGCUUCGAGGCUGCGACGGCAGGGAUGAGCCGAUGACAGACGGAUGCAGCAUUCGAAUCGAAUACGAUAAACGAUGAAAUUCGCUCCACGCCAUCUCCGCCAUGGCAGCACGGCGUUGCUAAUUUCACUGACACUCGCGACCGCUUUGAUCUGGCAGGGCAUGGCUGUCAAGGGGAUGGAGCAUGGGAGAGUGGAUUGAGCCGGCACCAAAGUGUUCAUGGGUUUCACGUUUCACAGUAUGCGCAUGAUCGCACUGGGUAGAUAACGGACGACUCCGUCACUCGAGGCCCCUUCCACGCCCGAUCUUAGCAGUCACGCGGUGCAGCUCUGCUUGCGGCCUCCCUCCGCCAGAGCAUGCAUAUCAAGCUUCUUUCUCUGCCUCCACCACUCUGCAAUCCUUUCGUCUU